Closterium sp. Naga37s-1 is the source of this 1692-nucleotide messenger RNA. Lineage: Eukaryota; Viridiplantae; Streptophyta; Zygnematophyceae; Desmidiales; Closteriaceae. The record is from the annotation of a GenBank genome assembly.
AUGGGGGCUGUACCCUGUCGUGAAAAAUGCAAUGUGCCGCUUGGCACGUGUGGCAUGCUGGUGAAUCGAGGGCUCUACCCCGUUGUCACAGUCCCCCAGAGCACGGACCCCUGCAGCACGUCGCCGUGUGGGGGGGGCACAUGUGUGGCGGACGGGAGUGGCAACGGCAAGUACACGUGUCAGUGCACGGACCUGCUUGCACCCGCUGAAAACCGCGACGGCACUCCCACCUGCACCAUCGACGCUUGGGAAGGUGCACUUGGCGGUCGGGAUAAGCUGCUUGCUCGCUUCUCCCCUCCUCUAUGCUUUCAAGUCCUUUCCCUCCACCCUCCCCUCCCUCGUCUGCCAACGUCUGCAGUGUGCUGCCCAACAACCCUUGCGCCGUGGGGUGCAACCCAUGCGCCGUGGGGUGCAACCCCUGCAGUGCAUCAACAUCAACAGCACCAAACAGCACCUACCCCGUCUCGCUCUCAUUCCCCCCACUCCUCUCUCAACCACCAUCCCCUUCGCCCCUUUCCCUCCACUCCCUCCCCCACAGUCAACGUGUGCAGCAUUCUACCCAACAAUCCAUGCGCCGUGGGGCAGUGCAUCAACAGCGGCGACGGCGGCUACUCGUGCCUCUGCCCGCCCAACUACAAGCCCAGCCUGCUCGCCUCCGGCCAGACCACCUGCGUGCCUGGUGAGCCUGGGAGUGUCUAUUCGUGCCUUUGUGCAGCGGCAGCAGUCCAGAGGACGUACACAGUGCAGGGGGGGGAGACGUGUGCCGCUAUCUACGGCUUCAUCGGCCUCACCCCGGAGCAGUUCCAGGCACAGAAUGAGAGGGAUGAGAGGGAUGAGAGGGAUGAGAGGGAUGAGAGGGAUGAGAGGGAUGAGAGGGAUGAGAGGGAUGAGAGGGAUGAGAGGGAUGAGAGGGAUGAGAGGGAUGAGAGGGAUGAGAGGGAUGAGAGUGAUGAGAGGGAUGAGAGGGAUGAGAGGGAUGAGAGGGAUGAGAGGGAUGAGAGGGAUGAGAGGGAUGAGAGGGAUGAGAGGGAUGAGAGGGAUGAGAGGGAUGAGAGGGAUGAGAGGGAUGAGAGCAAUGAGAGCAAUGAGAGGGAUGACCGUAGAGGAGUGGACUGUGACAAUCUCAAGGCAGGGCAGGUUCUCAACACCUCCAUCCCCGCAUCGGCUCAAGUGUGCCGCGUGCGCUACACUGUCACUCAGGCGGAUGCAGCAGCAAAGAGCUGCAAUUCCAUCAACGAUCGCUUUGGCAUCGACGUCACGACCAUCAACCCCAGCCUCGACUGUUCAAGCCUCACGCCCAACCAGCAGGUGAGGCGAAUGGUGGCGAUUGGGGGCACUGGUGCGGCAGCAGGUGAGGAGAGUGGGGAUUGGGGCGCUCUCAUUGGUGUAGCAGCCUCUCUAACCCUCUCUUCCCCUCUCCUUUCUUCGCUCACCGUCUCCCCCCCUCUUUCCCCCCUUCCUCAGAUCUGCACCCAAGUGGGAGACGCGGUGUCAGGAGCAGCGGAUUACAACCUGUGCACGGACUACCAGCCGGUCAGCCAGUGGGUCACCUGUGCCAGCAUCGUAUCAAACUACGGCAUCACGUGGUUCGACCUCUACCGUCUCAACCCCGGCAUCAACUGCGACACAAUCAACGCCCUCACCGCCUCCGAGGUACCGAUGGGGGGGUGGCACCAAGGGGUGUGGCGCUAG